AUGCUCUCUUCUAUUAUUAUUGGAUUGUUCUUUAUUGUUAGUACGGUAAAUUCUGCUGACUGUUUCACAAAAGACGGCAGUGGUUGUCUUAGUGGUAAAGGUACAUGCUCUGGUGAUAUGACUGUUUCUGGUGUCACUU
Entamoeba invadens IP1 is the source of this 139-nucleotide messenger RNA. RefSeq lists its product as hypothetical. The annotation marks the transcript as partial. NCBI's taxonomy places the organism in Eukaryota, Evosea, Mastigamoebida, Endamoebidae. The transcript has a single exon. The record is from RefSeq and is a predicted model, not a curated record.